Molecule: messenger RNA, 3451 nt
Organism: Psylliodes chrysocephalus
Lineage: Eukaryota; Metazoa; Arthropoda; Insecta; Coleoptera; Chrysomelidae
Source: the annotation of a GenBank genome assembly
CAAACAUUGAAGUUUGUGCUACUUUUAUUAGUGAAACAAAUAAAAUCCUUUUACAGUAAAUUCAAUUAUACCAAAGAAACAUCAAUACUAGUCUUUGAUUAUACGAUAAUAUGGCUGAGUUACAAAAUGGUCUUCUACCUCCUGGAUGGGAUUGUAAAAAAGAUGAAAGAACAGGAAAAUUUUACUAUGUGAAUCAUUAUACAAAAACGACUACUUGGGAAGAUCCAAGAAUUAGACACAGACAUUUGCAAAACACUCCUCGCCAUAACCAGAAUGUACAAAAUGAAUACAUACCAUUACAGGAAAUGAGCAGACCAAAGAUGAGUCCUCUUUCAGUAAGGUCACCAAAGAUAGUAGAUAGUUCUCUUACAACAUCUUCAGAAAAAGUAGACGAAACUGUAGCAAAAGUUUCAGCUAUGUUUCCUACUGUUCCUGAAACUCACAUCAGAAUGUUAUUGAAAAAUUGCAGGUAUAUGAAAUCCAUUUUUCCUCAAGCAGAUGAGAUGAUUAUAUUGGACAUUCUGCAAAACAAUGAAAAUAAUAUUCAAAAGGCUUCGGAUAGUCUAAAAGACAUGGGCUUUGAAAGGAAAGAUACUGUUAAAGUAGCGCAACAAAAGUUAGAAACUAGAUUAGAGUUGGAACGGAGAGAAGAAGAAAGCAAAAAUAUUGCCGCUGCUCCUCCUGUGCCGCCUCGUAUUAAAACUGCUGAAGAAAAACAAAGAGUCAAAGAAACUCUUCAAGAAAAAUACAAAGACGUUGCCGAGCAUUUGAUUUGCAUAGCGCUUGAAAGCGUUAAUUUUGACGAAGAAAGAGCCAACCAAAUUUUGCAAAUAAUGAUUCAAGAAGAUAAAGCCAGCACCAAUGGCAAUAAUAAGGAAGAAGAAACUGAUCCUCUAGAAGCUCUAGAGACUCUAAAUCAGCCAUCUACUUCGAGCGCUACAGAUUUACCUGUAUCUCAAAGUAGACAGUCUCUAAAAUCCUUGUUGAAGACAGAAAAGGAACUGGAUAAAACCAGUUUUUCAAGAGUCAUCGAAGAUGAUAAAUCUUUGUUCAAGUCAUCUAAUUUGUCAAACACUCGAGGUCCAAACUCUGAAUACGUUAGAGGAGCUAAUGAGAAACUUCUCUUGGAAGAUUAUGUGAAAUGGCAGGGUCCCAAUUCCACAUACAAUCAGGGCCCAAGAAAAUUAGCCAAAGGAUCGAAUCCAUCGUUAUUGGCUGAUAGAACUUACAAACCAUGCGGACCUAAUAGGAAUUUAAUCAAAGGUCCUCAAUGGGGCUUAUCCAAAGGCAGUAUAUUCUCGCAAUUCAAGGCUGCUGUUGUCGUUGUGGGGGAAUCUCGAGGAGAAUAGCAAUAUCGAUGUUGUAUUCUGUAAAUAUUCGACUUAUUUUAUUAUUGUUGACUUUUUUUAAUAUUACAAUGUUUAUUUAGUUGUGAAAAGAUUUUUAUCUUUCAGUUAAUUAGACUUUUUCAACAUUUCAAAAAUGUUUAUAUUAUUAAGAUUUUUUAAUUGUUGAAAAAUAACUAUUUUUUUUAAUUUGUUAUUUAAUUGAUUGUGUUCAUUAGUUUUUAAUUGUGCCGAGGAGAAAGUUUUAUUAUGCAACUUUGACUUCUAAAUGAGUUGUUUAUUAAUUUUCUUACUUUUUUGUUAGUGUCAUACAGUUCUUUCAUCGGUUGUUUACACAUGCGGCAUAACGAAUAUUUUUUAUUUAUUUGAUAUUAAUAAUUUACAAUCUACUCAAUCACAACGUUGUUUAUCGAAUAUUCUUGGUAAUAACGAGAAAAUGGAGGCUGCAAAGGUCCAAAUAAGGAAUUAGAGCAGGACCGGAUUGGUCGAAAAUGGCUCGCAUUACAUUCAUUUUACAGUUUUAAAUAAGGAAAUGAAUAGAUAAAAAUUAAAUAUUUUUACUCUCGAAAUUUUGGUCACCCUGUAUCUUCGAAACAAACUGCGUUUUCAAAAAUCAUCAAAUAAAAUAUUCUUAGAAUAGUCCAAGGAAUAACCCCUUGCAUUUUUGUCGCAUGUUUAUCAAACCCUGUAUAAAAAGUGUGCAUUUUAUAUAAUAUAUUAAUGACGCAUGUGCAAAAAACCUCUGGACGAAAGUCAUUGCCGUACCUGUUUUAAAUUAAAAAUAAACGAAUAUCUAUUUUCUGAUAAAAAUCUAUUUACUAGUCAAAUAGAUUCAAAGUAGAAUUAAAUAUGUAGGUCGGUGUAUUAAAUACUGUUAAACAUAUGUAUUUGUAGCUCCUGAUGUUCAGAUUAACCUUUUUAAAUUUUGAUAGGAUUUUAUUACACUGAAAAACACACAUUUGAUCUUACUGGUUAUACAAAUAUAUGGAAUAUCCCAGAUAAAAUACUAAAAGACAUAAAAUUUUGUGAGAUAUUCACACCGCUAUAUUAAUUUAGAUAAUAUGUUAGGGAUAACAACCGCAUAAUUUUAACAGUUGAUUAAUGAUACAAAAGGCAGCAAAAGUCUUAUAAUAGUUUUCGAUCCUUAAUUCGUAAGAUUAUAGGUCUAAAAGCAUCUGAACUCUGAAACUUAUAGCCUAACUUGAGAACUUUUGCUUAUGCUUGGUAUUUUGUUGUUAAUAAAUUAUGUGAAACCGAUUUUAAUAAAUUAUAACUUUCACUUUUUAUAAUAUUAACUGUCUUAAAUAAAAAGAAAGGUUUACAAUAACGAUUGUUACUUUAGUAAUACAAUAACACUACAAAAACUGAUAAAAAGAUAUAUGUAAACAAAAUACUAGAUUCUUGUAAGAAGUUAUGAAAUAUCGUGCCAAAAAAGAAGAAUUUACGAUUAUUACAGUAUGAUCAUUGACCUUUAACUGGUAACUACUUUUAAUUAUAUAAAUGGUACACAUGACUUUCCUAUCUAGUUAUUACAAGAUUUUUCCGGUUAUUUUGUACAACCUAUUUCAUCACCUCUGUAAAUGUUUAGAGAAAUCAGGUAAAAAACCAAAAUUACAGAUAUCGAUAUCGCAAACAACUUUUGGUUUCUUAAAAAUCAGAAUUUUCUACAUUUUGUCAAAUUUCUCGAAUACGGACCAUUUCAGGAAAAUUUUGUAUAAAACAAAAAUUAUAGAGAAUAAUAUUAAAAGUAACUUUUGGUUUACAACUUUUAGAAAUUAUAUUUCACACACCAGAAAAUAUGACAAUCAUACCAUAAGAAAAGUACAAAUAAUAAUUCUUAAAUAUUUCACUUUUCUUCUAACUUUUAUUUUGAAAGUGACAAAACGAACGAUAUUAGAUCAAAUAAAUAAUUUGUAACAAGAUACGACGACAAGGAUCCAAAUUAUUUCCCUAACUUUCAUUAUUUCAUAAUUAUUUAAAUAUGUUUUGAAAGAGAACUAUAAAAAAGUUUGUAGAAAGUUGAGUACACUUAAGCUCACAGACCUGUGUUUAUGUUAAACAUAUUAUUGAGCAUUUUCGCGAUUUCCAAGUAGAUGUAUGGGUAC